Messenger RNA from Habropoda laboriosa, 948 nucleotides. RefSeq lists its product as uncharacterized. The record is from RefSeq and is a predicted model, not a curated record. NCBI's taxonomy places the organism in Eukaryota, Metazoa, Arthropoda, Insecta, Hymenoptera, Apidae. The coding region runs from base 1 to 948 and encodes 315 amino acids. The transcript has a single exon.
AUGUCUACGUCGAACAACACGAGUAACGAACGCGAGCUCAUUCGAAAACGCGGUACCGUGAAAUCUAAAUUGUCGAUGUUCGUCAAAUUUUUAAACUCAUGCGACGAGUCAGAAACCGCGAAUAUGCAUCAACUACAUCUCAGAAUCGUGCGAAUCGAAAAGGAAUUCGAACUCUUCGAAUCGAUCCAGGAGGCAUUAGAGCUAGCCGCAUCAGAUGACGAAUACGAAACGCGACUCGCGGAACGGUCGAACAUCGAAGAAACGUUUUAUAAUAGUAUAGCGCAAGCUGAACGAUUAAUAGCAAUUUCCGAAGAACAGAAACAGGCGAUUACGGAUACUCAGCAAAUAGCUGCUAAUACUCCUCCUGUAAUCGAAUCGCGAGACGUUGCGGUAGAACAACCGACGAGAUUCGGCGAUACAAUCGCGUACACGCAAUCGCCAUUAACGAUUAAUUCGGAGAUGCAAAUAAAAUUACCGACCAUGCAUUUGCCGAAAUUCUGCGAAACGUACGAGAACUGGCCAGGCUUUUGCGACGCCUUCAAGGCCAUGGUGCACGACAAUCCGAAUUUCCGAGACGCGCAGAAAUUAGUAUCUUUGCGAUCAUGCCUGGUAGGGAAGGCCGCAGAAAAAAUCAAGUCCUUGGAGACUACCGCGGCGAAUUAUUUUGUCACGUGGAGUAUCCUCGAGAAAUACUACGACGAUCCGAGCAUCGUAAUAUCGAAUAGGGUACACGUGUUUUUCGAAUUACCGGUGUGCUCGCGAACAAACGUGAAUUCCUUAGGAGAACUGCUGGAUCAAGCCACGAAACAUUAUCGGGCAUUACAAGCGCUGACCCUUUGUGAAAGCUUUUCCGAUACAUGCGAUCACCACGAAACUCGACGACCGUACGCGACUAUUGUGGAAAGAGAAUCUAUGGCAGGAUUUUACCGUCCAUGGAUGAGUUAUUAG